UCGGGAGCAGGGUGGCUCUGGCCCUGGAUCGGGCACCAGUGGCGGUGGCGGCGGCAGCGGUGGCCCGGGCAGCGGGUACAUCGGCAGGGUCUUCAGCAUCGGCCGGUACCAGGUGACGGUGGACGAGGUGCUGGCGGAAGGUGGAUUUGCGAUAGUGUUUCUUGUGAGGACUAACAAUGGGAUGAAAUGUGCCCUGAAGCGAAUGUACGUCAAUAAUGAGUAUGACUUGCAAGUCUGCAAAAGAGAAAUCCAAAUCAUGCGGGACCUAUCUGGCCACAAGAACAUUGUCGGAUACAUUGAUUCCAGUAUAAACUCAGUAAGCAGCGGCGACGUGUGGGAAGUGCUGAUACUAAUGGACUUCUGUCGAGGAGGUCAAGUGGUGAACCUCAUGAACCAGCGCCUGCAGACAGGGUUCACGGAGAAUGAGGUCCUGCAGAUCUUCUGUGACACCUGUGAAGCUGUAGCCAGGUUGCAUCAGUGUAAAACGCCAAUAAUCCACAGGGAUUUGAAGGUUGAAAACAUCCUGCUGCACGAUCGUGGCCACUAUGUCCUGUGUGACUUUGGAAGUGCUACUAACAAGUUCCAGAACCCUCAAACAGAAGGGGUGAAUGCGGUGGAGGAGGAGAUCAAAAAGUACACUACGUUAUCCUAUAGAGCACCAGAAAUGGUCAACCUGUAUAGUGGCAAACUUAUUACUACAAAAGCAGACAUAUGGGCCCUUGGCUGUUUGCUGUACAAGCUGUGUUACUUCACCUUGCCAUUUGGGGAGAGUCAGGUGGCAAUCUGUGAUGGCAAUUUCACCAUUCCAGAUAAUUCUCGGCACUCGCAAGACAUGCACUGCCUCAUCCGGUAUAUGCUUGAGCCAGACCCUGAUAAGAGACCUGAUAUUUAUCAGGUCUCUUACUUUGCAUUCAAAUUGGCAAAGAAGGAAUGCCCAGUCCAGAACGUCCAGAACUCUCCAAUCCCCACUAAACUCCCAGACCCGGUUAAAGCAAGUGAAGCUGCUGCAAAGAAGAGUCAACCAAAGGCCAGGCUGACAGAUCCCAUCCCUACGACAGAAACUUCCAUAGCACCCCGCCAGAGACCUAAAGCAGGGCAGACACAACCCAACCCUGGAAUUUUACCCAUUCAGCCAGCCCUGACGCCUAGGAAGAGACCCACGGCUCAAGCAGCCAUUCAGCCACAAGUUGCAGGACCUGCUGCCCUGAGCAGUGGUCAGCCUUCGCUCCCUGCAAGUGUCCCCCCGCAAAAAGCAGCACCUCAACAGACUCCGGCACAGCCACAAGCCAAGCAGGCACCAGCUCCGCAGCAGGCCUCGCAGGUGCAGCCCCAGGUCCCUUCUACUCAGCCACAAGCCACACCUCAGCAUCAACAGCAGCUUUUCUUGAAGCAGCAGCUUCUACAACAGCAGCAGCAGCAGCAGCAACAGGCUGCCUAUUACCAGCAGCAGCAGAUGAUGCAAGCUCAGCAGUUCCCAGUGAUGCAGCAAGGAGCACCAGCACAGCAACAGCUGAUGCAGAACUAUUACCAGCAGCAGCAACAGCAGCAGCAGAUGAUGGCCCAGCAGGCAGCAAUGCAGCAGAAGACAGCAGUAGCAGCAGUUCAGCAAAAGCAACAAGCCCCAGCACCGCCGCAGCCCCAGGCCCAGCCAAGUGCGGCCCAGCCAGCGCCACCGCAGGAGCAAGUGAUGCAGGCACAAAUGAGGCAACAGCAAAAACCUCAAACCACACCCCCCACAGCCGUGCAAGGGCAGAAGCUGGGCUCUCUCACCCCUCCGUCCUCCCCCAAGACGCAGCGUGCAGGACACAGGAGGAUUCUGAGCGAUGUGACCCAUAGUGCGGUUUUUGGGGUUCCAGCCAGCAAGUCUACCCAGCUCCUGCAGGCGGCUGCUGCUGAAGCCAGUCUCAACAAGUCCAAAUCUGCUUCCACCACACCCUCGGGUUCCCCAAGGACCUCACAGCAGAAUGUCUACAACCCGCCCGAUGUCUCCACGUGGAAUCCGUUUGAUGAUGAUAACUUCUCCAAACUCACAGCUGAGGAGCUGCUGAACAAGGACUUUGCAAAGCUAGGUGACGGGAAAGCUCCAGAAAAGAUGGGCAGUUCCACUGAGAACUUGAUUCCUGGUUUCCAGCCGGCUUCAUCUGCAGCCCAACCGGAUGCAUUUGGUGGCUCUUCCUUCACUGCUGGAUCAGCUGAAAAAACGAAAGACAUUCUGAGUUUGGACACUAGCCCUCCUCUUCUGACUGUGCCUGAUCCUUUCAUUCCUCUCCCAUUAUCCGACACGCCAGAAAAACUGAUUGAGGGACUCAAAUCUCCUGAGACUGCGCUUCUGCUCCCUGAUAUCCUGCCUCUCGCUGACCCCUUCGGUAGCACGUCAGAUGCUGUGAAUGGAAAACCUGACGUAGCUGUUGAGAGUCUCAUACCGGGCCUCGAGGCUCCAUUGCCCCAGCGCCUUGUGUCACAGACUGAGUCGGUUGCCUCCAACAGAACAGACUCUCUCACUGGGGAAGACUCUCUGCUUGACUGUUCUCUGCUUUCUAACCCUGCUGCUGACCUCUUGGAUGAGUUUGCUCCCGUAGCUUUCGCAGCUCAACCUCACAAAGAAGAUACUAACCUGAUAUCAGGCUUUGAUGCUCCUGAGGGCUCUGAAAAAGUGACAGAAGAUGAGUUUGACCCAAUUCCAGUGUUGAUAUCCAAAAAUUCACAAGGUGGGCAUUCUAGAAACAACAGUGGAAGCUCUGAGUCCAGUCUUCCCAACAUAGCCAGGUCUUUACUGCUGGUGGAUCAGCUCAUAGACCUGUAGCAGUGACACAGUAGCAGACGCAGUUUCUGUAACGUACCUAAUCCUCUGUUUUCAUUUCCAGAAGAGUUACCUUCAGUUGUGGUUAUUUUGGGCUUUUUUUUUUUUCCCUCCUUAAUUAAAAGAAAAAGAAAUCUGCCAACAGGAGACAGUCACCCACCUUUCUCUCUGUCUUCCCAUGCCCUGGGAAAGAUUCUGUCUCAGUUCUCCAGGUAGUCCUCUCUAAAGCUGGUAAAAACCCGUGGUGGUUCCUUCUGCACCUGUCUUUGCUAGCCUAUGUCUAAAGGGAGCACCGUCCUUAGCCGCCCUGCUGAGAUGUACACGUAGCACCAUGGAAAGCCUAACUGUAAAUGGAUUAGAUAAUCGUAGCUGAUGUAUGAUCCCCGCGUACAACAGACUCCUUUCUCCUUAGACUAGCGUGUGAACAACUGUGUUUCAAUCUUUGCGUUUGUGUUUUUGGGUUUGGUUUUUGUUUUGUUCCUGUUUUCUGAUGAAUGGGCAGGAGGAAGGGGACAGGUGAAAUCUGUAGGGAUGCCCCUCUCCUGCAGAAUACAGGUUAGGAGAGCUGAUGUUUCUAAAUUGCCAGUAUAUGCUUCAGAGGAGGAGGAAGCACCGAAUUCCUCUGAAGUAGUCUUGCCUAGUACCUCUGGUGAUGGUGCAUAUGAAGAGAGUUUUCCGGACUGCCCCCAGCUAAUGGUUUGCUGUUUAACAAUCCUGCUUGUGAAUGAACUGCGCUUCCUUGGGGGAGGGGGAAAAAAAAAGAAAAAAGAAAAAAAGAAAAGAAAAAAACAAAACAGAUUGUUAAAGCUGCAAAAAUGACCCUAAGUGAAAUAUAACAAGGUUUUGAACAAAAUACAUGUGAGUAUGGCUGUGACUAGCAUUUUGUUGACCUUUUUUGGAUGAAAAGGGCAUUGUGGCAGCAGCAGAUGUAUUCUCUGUGACUUCUUUUCUGUGUUUGAAUUGAAAAAAAGAAAAUCCCCCCAACCUACUGUAAAUUGUGUAUGAAACAAAUUGUCCUACGGUUGUUUGUCUAUUUUUAAUCCUGGUUUUAGUCAAGCAUCUGGUAUCUGUUCUGGGUUCCCCGUUUUCUCUUGUAACUGCAUAUAGUGCAAACCAGUUAAGUAUGGAACCAUUUGUUUCAGUAGACAAAGAUUACUGUGGACUUUAUUCCACUCUUCAGUCUUUGUGGAACAAGCAUGCACUUGGUUCAGAUGGUUUGAAAUAAGUGCUGCUACAACUUGAUGGGUUUUACCUUUUUCUUUUUCCCUUCACAUGCUUAGUUUGUCAACUAGCUGGAUACGCUAAACUUGUUUUCAUUGGCUUAUGGUCAUGAAGUCCGGAAUUUCUAUCUUGUAUUUGAAAGCUCUUUCUGAACAGAAGGACUCUUCCUCUGUAGUGGAAUAAUUACUAGCUUACUGCUAACCUUGUGUAUGUGUAUGUAGCUGUAUUAGUAAAAGUGCAGUUUCCCAUGUGCGAAAGUAUGAACGACUGAAAUAUGUAUGUACUGACCUCUCGCUAAGAAGGAAAGAAAUCAAAGUUCGUGACUACUCCUUUCCUAUCUCCAGUCUCUCCGCUAUUCCCCCACCCCAACACUUAGUUUAACAAAUUCUGUAAAUAGAAGUACCAUCAAUUGUGUCUGCUCUACAUUACUCUUCUUUUAAAACCUACACUUAAUAAUAAAAGUAUUGCUUAAGUGUGUUGUAUCAUUACAUGUGUAUACUGCACUUUCCAAGAGAAGCUUUACAUGAGAACUAUGGAAAUGACCUUAGUAAAAUUGUGGAUAGAACUUUAUUAUUUUUUUGUUUUAUAUUCCUAAAGCACAGGCAAGCUGGACUGGAAAACAUGAAGACGCUAUAGAUAGAAAGUUAUUGUAUAGUCAGAUACUGAGAUUAUAUGAAAAGAGAAUGGAUUUUAAAAAGUAACCAUCUACUGUAUAUUAGAAACAAAGAUUUCUGUGAAUUAAAGUACUUUUAAAGAAUGUUUAAGAUUUUAAAUCUAAUGGCACUUGUUCAAGGGUUCUGGAAAAAAUAUAAAUGCACUGGGUUGUUAAUAAUGCUAUUAAAUAAGCAGAUGUGAAUGUUUAUUUUAUUGCUUUUUCAAGUAGCUAUUCAUGGAUCUGGGUGGGAAAUACGAUACAAUGGAAGCGUACAUUUUUAGAGAUGUCUAUUAUCUAGACCUCCUUCAUCAGAAAAUACUCACCACUUAUUUGUGAAAUGAAUGGAAAAUGCAAGAGAGAUGAAAUGAGUGGAUAUUUGGGAUUCAUUUUAAGCUCUCCAAAAAAUGUGACUGUCCUACAGGCAUUAGGUUAGUGUUGGUAUGCUGCUCAAAAGUUGAGGAGUUUGUGUGAAAGCUGCUGCUGUGAAGGAACAAACUGAACUUUCAUCCAGUGUCUGCAUGGGAGCAGUUUGGUACCCAGCAUUCCCAAAAUGGCGUAAGAAUGAAUCGCUCUUAUAGCUAUGGGUGGAGCCUUGUUUGAAGCCAUGGGAGAUGUUUCUGUCCCCUUUUAAUGGUCAUAGGUGGUGUUAAGUAACAGAAUACAAACCUGCAGUCAGCAAAAUCAGUGAUUCUCCUCUCUGCCCGGUAUGUGGUGUUCAUUCACGUUGGGAGGACAGAGGAGCCUUUCUGCCCUAACAGGCUGGAGCUUGUAGUAGUGUUUUUGGCAUGAACUAUUUUGAUGGAUCCUCCUGAUAGGAUACUACAAAUGCAACCACAGUACACGGAGCGUUUUCCUUUCAAGUCAAGGUUGUGCUUUGGAUGCAAGAAUAAACUCUGGUUUUGGGGUGGCAAGAUGUUCAAAGGAAUAGUUGGAACUUAGAUGUUGGUUCUCGCUUACUCUGAGGGGGCUUGGGUUUUGAACUGCCCCUGCCUUUGGAUAUGUCCCCAGUUCAUCUUUUAACCAGAUAAGCACAAGUGUCGCACCCCCAAUACAGAGAUCAGCAAAUUUGUAUUGUAUCUGACAAUAUCCACUGUGUUGGGAGCAUCUGUCCCAAAACCAGAAGGUGCUGCAGCUUCCUGAAUUCUGGCUGUCCAAGACUUCAUGGGGUUCCUUGGGACUUGGCCAAGUAUGAAGGACUUGGCCAGGGCUGCAGGCACCGUGCAACCUGCUGGAGAAGUCUGAGAGAUGGGUGGAAGAAUCUUAGCACUGGUGGCUUUGUGGCAGUUCUGCAUCUUCUAACGGCCCAUUUACCACAAGCAAAUGGCAGCUUGAGUGAAUCUCUGUAGAGCAAAAUGAUUUUCAGAGGAGGCUUCUUGUAAAUGAAUGAUGAUGGCAUUCUUCAGCCUGAAAGCUCACAGGAUAUUGCCUCCAGUGACUUUCCAAAACCACCUUAU
Molecule: messenger RNA, 6130 nt
Organism: Pygoscelis adeliae (Adelie penguin)
Lineage: Eukaryota; Metazoa; Chordata; Aves; Sphenisciformes; Spheniscidae
Gene: AAK1
Product: AP2 associated kinase 1
Exons: 21
Coding region: 182-2803 (873 amino acids)
Biological process (GO): protein phosphorylation
Molecular function (GO): ATP binding; protein kinase activity
Source: RefSeq, a predicted model, not a curated record